AGAUUGCCCUAGUGACCAGCAAGCCUGAGAAAGUUGCACCUUCACGUCAGGAUAUAUUCCAAGAACAACUGGCAGCCAUUCCAGAAUUUAAGAGCUUGGGUCCGUUGUUCAAGUCUUCAGAACCAGUGCAGCUCACAGAAGCAGAAACGGAAUAUUUUGUUCGUUGUAUUAAACACGUGUUCACAAAUCACAUCGUUUUCCAGUUUGAUUGCACAAACACGUUAAAUGAUCAGCUGUUGGAGAGAGUCACCGUGCAGAUGGAGCCAUCAGAUGCUUACGACGUGAUCUGUUGCAUCCCCGCGCCCAAUCUGGCUUACAACCAGCCAGGCAUGUGUUACACCCUGGUCCAGAUUCCUCAGGAUGACCCCACUGCAGUUGCUUGUACUUUCAGUUGCACAAUGAAAUUCACCGUUCGGGACUGUGACCCGAACACAGGUGUGCCAGAAGAAGAUGGCUACGAUGACGAGUAUGUGUUGGAAGAUUUGGAGGUGACGGUGUCUGAUCACAUCCAGAAGGUUUUAAAGCCCAACUUCGCAGCUGCUUGGGAAGAAGUGGGAGAUGACUUUGAGAAAGAAGAAACCUUUGCACUUAGUUCGAUUAAAACCCUUGACGAAGCUGUCAAUAACAUCGUCAAGUUCUUGGGCAUGCAGCCCUGCGAGAGAUCGGAUAAAGUGCCAGAGAACAAAAAUUCUCACACGCUCUACUUAGCUGGUGUAUACAGAGGCGGCUGCGAUGUGCUGGUAAGGUCCAGGCUUGCGCUAGGAGAUGGGGUGACCAUGCAGGUGACGGUGAGGAGCAAGGAAGAAACGCCCGUAGAUGUCAUCCUGGCUUCUGUAGGCUGAGUUUUACAGCCCGUCGACUGUGGUGGAAACCUCUUUUGCAAGCAGCCUCUCUGUCCUUCUGCAUGUAGUUUUUAUUCCUCGAUUUGGUAAAUAUUUUGUAUGAUGUUACAGUAGUGGCUGGCUGGUACUAAGCCUUUCCCGUGUCCCUUUCCUUGUCGUCACUUACUUAACACAUUCCUAUCUAACUUAUUGUAUCUCUGGCCACUUGCAGCAGAGCAGGGAAGAUAAAAAGAUGCAGGUGGUAAGAAAACGGAAUCAAGACUUUUGUCCAACCUGAUUUUUAUUAACAGAAAAUAAACACUGGUUCAAACGGUGGAAUUCAUACGAAUUACUGUUAAUAAAAUAGAAAUUUCUUGUUGUAAUUCUGUCUGCUUCGGUACAGAAAAAGUAGCCCAUAAUGGCUGUUUACUCAGCAGAAGCCCCUUAAUCCUAAAGGGAUGCUAUU
This is a messenger RNA of Mesitornis unicolor (brown roatelo), 1287 nucleotides long. Its product is annotated as coatomer subunit gamma-2-like. Gene Ontology annotation, biological process: intracellular protein transport; endoplasmic reticulum to Golgi vesicle-mediated transport; protein secretion. The transcript has 7 exons. Gene Ontology annotation, cellular component: endoplasmic reticulum-Golgi intermediate compartment; Golgi membrane; COPI vesicle coat. The annotation marks the transcript as partial. Lineage: Eukaryota; Metazoa; Chordata; Aves; Mesitornithiformes; Mesitornithidae. Gene Ontology annotation, molecular function: structural molecule activity. The record is from RefSeq and is a predicted model, not a curated record.